This is a messenger RNA of Lemur catta (Ring-tailed lemur), 1520 nucleotides long. RefSeq names its product noggin (gene NOG). Bases 528 to 1226 code for a protein of 232 amino acids. The record is from RefSeq and is a predicted model, not a curated record. Lineage: Eukaryota; Metazoa; Chordata; Mammalia; Primates; Lemuridae. Gene Ontology annotation, biological process: osteoblast differentiation; negative regulation of cell differentiation; dorsal/ventral pattern formation. The transcript has a single exon.
AAACCGGUGCCAACGUGCGCGGACGCCGCCGCCGCCGCCGCCGCUGGAGUCCGCCGGGCAGAGCCGGCCGCGGAGCCCGGAGCAGGCGGAGGGAAGUGCCCCCAGGACCCGCUCGGCCAGCGGCGCCGCACAGAGCGGCAGGACGAGAAGCAGCGAGAGGAGGAGGAGGGGAGAGCGGCUCGUCCACGCGCCCCGCGCCGCCGCCGGCCCGGGAAGGCAGCGAGGAGCCGGCGCCCCCCGCGCCCCGCGGUCGCCCUGGAGUAAUUUCGGAUGCCCCGCCGCGGCCGCCUUCCCGAAUAGACCGGGGAGAGGAGUUGCGGCCAACUUGUGUGCCUUUUCUCCGCCCCGGUGGGAGCCGGCGCUGCGCGAAGGGCUCUCCCCGCGGCUCAUGCUGCCGGCCCUGCGCCUGCCCAGCCUCGGGUGAGCCGCCUCCGGAGAGACGGGGGAGCGCGGCGGCGCCGCGGGCUCGGCGUGCUCUGCUCCGGGGACGCGGGACGAAGCAGCAGCCCCGGGCGCGCGCCGGAGGCAUGGAGCGCUGCCCCAGCCUGGGGGUCACCCUCUACGCCCUGGUGGUGGUCCUGGGGCUGCGGGCAGCACCGGCGGGCGGCCAGCACUAUCUCCACAUCCGCCCGGCUCCCAGCGACAACCUGCCCUUGGUGGACCUCAUCGAACACCCGGACCCUAUCUUUGACCCCAAGGAGAAGGAUCUGAACGAGACGCUGCUGCGCUCGCUGCUCGGGGGCCACUACGACCCGGGCUUCAUGGCCACCUCGCCCCCCGAGGACCGGCCCGGCGGGGGCGGGGGGGCGGCCGGGGGCGCCGAGGACCUGGCCGAGCUGGACCAGCUGCUGCGGCAGCGGCCGUCGGGGGCCAUGCCGAGCGAGAUCAAAGGGCUGGAGUUCUCCGAGGGCUUGGCCCAGGGCAAGAAGCAGCGCCUGAGCAAGAAGCUGCGGAGGAAGUUACAGAUGUGGCUGUGGUCGCAGACCUUCUGCCCCGUGCUGUACGCGUGGAACGACCUGGGCAGCCGCUUUUGGCCGCGCUACGUGAAGGUGGGCAGCUGCUUCAGUAAGCGCUCGUGCUCCGUGCCUGAGGGCAUGGUGUGCAAGCCGUCCAAGUCCGUGCACCUCACGGUGCUGCGGUGGCGCUGUCAGCGGCGCGGGGGCCAGCGCUGCGGCUGGAUUCCCAUCCAGUACCCCAUCAUUUCCGAGUGCAAGUGCUCGUGCUAGAACUUGGGGGCCCCCUGCCGCACCCGGACAUUUGAUCGAUCCCUACGGACGCCCCCUGCACCGCCUCCAACCAGUUCCACCACCCUCUAGCGAGGGUUUUCAAUGAACAUUUUUUUUUUUUUUUUGGCUACAGAGACCUAGCUUUCUGGUUCAUGUAAUGCACUGUUUAACUGUGUAGGAAUGUAUAUGUGUGUGUAUAUACGGUACCAGUUUUAAUUUACUUAUUAAAAGGUCAGUAUUAUACGUUAAAAGUUACCGGCUUCUACUGUAUUUUUAAAAAAAAAUAAGCAAAAG